AUGUCCAAUUCUCCUUCUGGUGUGGGUAUUGUCAAUCCCAAUGAAACCAAGACCGAAACUGCCGCUGGUGCAGUCAGUACCGUCUCUUCUCAUGUCGAUCCAUUCCCUCAUUACUUGGUUGGAGGAUUAUGUGGAGCUUCAGGAAUGUACGCCUACAGCGCCCUCAACCAGCCACGCACAGGUGCCAUCGCUGGUGGUCUUGCGUUGGCCUUCAUAUACUCUGGAAUGCAGCUUGCCCGUGGUCAUGAAAUGCAUGGGUAUGAUGUUGGUACGCUCGCUUCUGCUGCGUUGCUUGGUGCCAGUCUCCCACGUGCAUACAAGCAUCGUGAAACUUUCAGUAUGUUGAUGAGUGCUUUGGGCGGAGUGUCAUUCGUUGGAAAUGCAAACAAGGCUUACCAAGUUCGUACACGCAAGCCUAAGGAUUUAUACACUGUCAAGUUUUGA
This is a messenger RNA of Synchytrium microbalum, 444 nucleotides long. RefSeq lists its product as uncharacterized. The record is from RefSeq and is a predicted model, not a curated record. The transcript is spliced from 4 exons. Bases 1 to 444 code for a protein of 147 amino acids. Lineage: Eukaryota; Fungi; Chytridiomycota; Chytridiomycetes; Synchytriales; Synchytriaceae.